Molecule: messenger RNA, 5155 nt
Organism: Onthophagus taurus
Lineage: Eukaryota; Metazoa; Arthropoda; Insecta; Coleoptera; Scarabaeidae
Gene: grh
Product: grainy head
Biological process (GO): regulation of transcription by RNA polymerase II
Cellular component (GO): nucleus
Molecular function (GO): DNA-binding transcription activator activity, RNA polymerase II-specific; RNA polymerase II cis-regulatory region sequence-specific DNA binding
Source: RefSeq, a predicted model, not a curated record
AAGUCCUCCUCCUAUUCGGAUCUCUUCGUUCAGUUUCAUACCUGUGAUCGGCUUUGAGGUGCUGCAACUAGUCAACAGUCAGUAGAGUAUUAGUACGAAACACCUGUAGACGCUAGCAUGUGAUUCGACGGAUCAGUCCCUGCAAGAUCAACUCCGUGCGACGAUGUAUUGCGUCGGUUCGAUGUGCAGUGAAUUCCACGAGACGAAGGACGAUCGCGACGCGGGAUAGAGAGACCCCGACGUAGUUAAUAAUAAAAAAAAUAAGAAAAAAAAUCAUCGCCGACAAGCCAUUGAAGUGCCAUAACGCCAAAUAGAAUCUCCUUAUAGCUAAAACGAACCGAACAAGUGCAAUAUAUACCCGAGAGAUAGUGUAAAAGCUGUGAUAACAAAAAACAAAAAUAAUGCUGAACUCGUCCCCGCACAUGGAACAAGAGGGUAGUCGGAUGAUGUCGCCCGCACCUAAUCAGACAUCGCCAACGUCACGGUCGCCACGUCGCGACGCUCCGAGUCCGCCAACGAUGCUCGCAACGAUGACGCCAGUAAACGUAAUGGAGCUAAAAAAGGAGAUGGACGAGAAACGUGCCAUGACUAGUUCGCCAAUUUACCCUCAGGUGAAAACGGAAGUGAUGUACGAGAAAGAGGACGAGAUUUACGCCCAUGUGGCGGACAAGAACGACGCGCCCCUGGACCUAAUUUACGAAGACGGGAAGCAAACUGUUAUUUACACGACCACUCCGGACCAGAAGGGCGUCGAGAUCUACUCCGCCGAUAAUAUAAACAUCAACGCCCACGCAAUCAGGGGUCAGCAGAUCGCCGACGUCCUCCUCGACGGAAAUUCAGGUGCCAUAGUAGAUGGAACUUCCAGUCCACUCCAGACCUCCCAGGGGACAGUCUCCGUCGUCCUGCAAAGUAACGGCCAAGGACUACUCCAAUAUCCACAAUCCCAGGUUCCGGCUACCGUCUUGGUUCUCUCCGAGUUGGUCGAGGAUAUGACUGGCGUCCCGGUCGUUGGAUUAAGAAAGCGAAGUAAUAGUUUAGAGUCGGAGGAGGAGGCGGGAUUCUCGGUGGCUGGUCACCGGGUUAUGGCCGAGAUUCCUGAAGGAGGCCAGUCUCCUUCCGAGGAACACCAAACUUGGAGAGCAUACUACGAGCACCCGUUGACUGCUGCCACGACGGCUAUGCUAAACAUUGGGGGUGGCGCCGAGGAUCAGGCCACUACGAUGGGCCUUAUCUACGAAUACUACAAAUUGCCGCCGUUGACGGCCGACGCUAAGGAUAAAUUGGCGGAUAUUUGGCCGACGAGCUCGCAGGCAGGCAGUAUCCUGACGUCGCAGCUGAAGACGACCAAUGGAUUGGUAAGCGGGGCGGGUUUAGAUUUGGCCCCGCCUUUAACCGGGCAACUCAGCCCGCAAGAUAUCCAGGGUUUAUUCAUCAACCAACACGUCGGGUACGCGCCGAGCUCAGCUAACCAGAACUUGCAAAUAGUUAAACGUGAACCAGAGGAUCUUAGCCACCACCGCAAGCUCGACACCUCGUCGCCGGGGCUGGACGGCUCCAUCGUCGUCAGUAAACAGCCCCGUCACAAGGUCGUGUUAUUGUCGGGACAACCCGGCGAUCUCGUAGUCGACGUCAAUUCCAUCAAGGAUGAAAACCACCACGGAUUAAAGUCUCCCCAACACGGCUCCAGGUCGGUCAAUGGGACGCCAACCUCAACCCACAGCAGUCUCUUAGCCGAAGGAUCCGGUGCCGGACCCGGAGCUGGACCCAUAGAGUUCGUCUCUUCGGACGGACUAAAACCCGCCAUGUACGGGGCGCAAAUUUUUACGUCUAUGAGCAAUCCCCACAGCGGAAGCGGAACCCCAUCUCCGAUCCCUUACGGCGAUCACGUCACCCAAUACAGUGCUCAAAGUGGUUUGGGAGCUAGCUAUUCCACCACGUCAUCGGUUAGAUCGGGGAGUUCCGUGACGUUUUCAGUUUCUGAACCUUACGGAUAUCGAGAAUAUUUUAACACCGUUACUUCCGGAGCUGGUACUCCGGAACCUGCUUACACGGGACAACUACGUCAAAGCCAAUUGACAUAUGGAGACGAAACAACUGCUGGCGUCGGAGGAACCACCUCCACGUCAGGGUUUGUCGAGCGUUAUGUUCGACAACCUUACCACACGAAGGGAGUUAUCGCCGCGGCUACCGCGGCCGGGCUCACCGUGGAUCUACCAAGUCCGGAUAGUGGAAUUGGUGCCGAUGCCAUAACCCCUAGAGACCAAACCACGAUGCAACAGUCUUUCGAUUAUACGGAACUUUGCCAGACCAACCCUGGACUUUUGGAUCCCUUGACCAUCAGCCAGAGGGGAAACGCCACAUCGCAAUCGCCGGGCUCCCAAACCAGCAACCGGAGUAGGCCGUGGCACGAUUUCGGCAGACAGAACGACGCCGACAAGAUCCAGAUUCCGAAAAUAAUUUCCAACGUAGGAUUUAAAUACUUCUUGGAAACACCGAUAUCUACAUCUCAAAGGCGAGAGGACGACCGUAUAACUUACAUCAAUAAAGGACAGUUUUAUGGGAUCACAUUAGAAUUUAUAGAUGAUCCUAAUAAACAACUUAAAUCACAAACAGUCAAGAGUAUAGUCAUGCUCAUGUUCAGGGAAGAAAAGAGUCCUGAAGAUGAGAUCAAAGCGUGGCAAUUUUGGCACGGUCGUCAACAUUCGGUUAAACAACGCAUCUUAGACGCCGAUACAAAAAAUAGUGUUGGAUUAGUGGGAUGCAUCGAAGAAGUAGCUCAUAAUGCUAUUGCUGUUUAUUGGAAUCCAAUGGAAAGCGCAGCAAAAAUAAAUAUAGCUGUUCAAUGUCUUAGCACUGAUUUCAGUAGUCAGAAGGGUGUAAAGGGGCUUCCUUUACAUUUGCAAAUAGAUACUUAUGAGGAUCCAAGAGAUACAAAUAUUUUCCAUAGAGGAUACUGCCAAAUAAAAGUAUUUUGUGAUAAGGGUGCUGAAAGAAAAACGCGCGAUGAAGAAAGACGAGCAGCCAAAAGAAAAAUGACGGCAACCGGAAGAAAGAAGUUAGAUGAGCUUUACCACCCGAUGUGUGAACGUUCCGAAUUUUAUUCUAUGAUCGACCUCAUAAAACCGCCGGUUUUAUUUUCGCCCGCCGAAGACAUCGAAAAGUCUUUGGUGUUUCCGCAGCUGACAUCGAUGGAGCUCCAGAGUUUCUAUGGCCACGACACUGACACAUCACUGAACGGACCUGUGGAACACGUGAAAGCUGGGUCCCCAUUUCUGCUUCACGCCGCCGCCAAAACUCCUACCACACCCACGCUCAAGUUCCACAAUCAUUUUCCGCCGGACGCCGACAAAAAGGACAAUAUUCUCGAAAGUAGUUUAGGCGUCGAUGCCGGAGGGAUGUUUUCGCCCCCACUCAAGAGGGCGAAGUUGAUCGGAUCAAAUUUGGGGGGAAUGGGCAGUGCUGGACCACCACCAUUAAACGAACGGGUCAUGCUUUAUGUGCGACAGGAAUCGGAAGAGGUUUAUACUCCUCUUCAUGUUGUCCCACCUACUACAGCUGGUCUUUUAAAUGCGAUUGAGAAUAAGUACAAAAUUUCUGCUUCGAGUAUAAAUAACUUGUUUCGAAAAAACAAAAAGGGCAUUUUGGCCAAGAUGGACGAUGACAUGGUGGCCUAUUAUUGUAAUGAAGACCUGUUCUUGCUCGAGCUAAAGACGGUAGAUGAAGAUCUCUUUGACAUAACAUUCGUAGAAUUAUCCGACCACUGACGUGCUCAACUUUAAAGUUUAAGUUUUUUCCCGGUCCUCAAGUACUUCUUUGUUGUGAUUGUUUUUUUUUAUAUUAUGAAAGGAUUCUAACGUUUAAGACAAAAGAAAAAUGUUAAUUAGAAUUUUUAUUAUUAUUGUUUAUAUGAAAGAUUGUUGAGAUGGAUAAUUUCCGAGUGUAAGUUAUUGUUAGCCCCUUGUUUUAUUAUUAUUAUUUUAUGUCGCGACGUUCCGCACGCGUCGCGGCGAAGAAAAGUGGUUGGUGGUGACAUGUGUAUGAUCUCAUGGGUGCACAGUUUUCGUAACACUUCCACGUGCGGAAUCCCUUUAUACUCGUACUGUAUAUAGCUUCAGAAUGAUAUUUUAUUUUAUAUUUUUUACGCGUUAUUGUGUACAUAAAACACAAGCCAUAGCGUCCGCGAGCGAUGCCAUAUAGACUAUUCGGUGUAUUUUUAUUUUUUUUUUGUUAAUGUAGCCCUCAGACACUUGUCAUCUGUCGUCUCUGACUUAGCACACGAUCGCCUCCGAAUAACAAAAAAAAGCGAAGAUUUACUUUUUCAAACCGUACCUGACAUGCUUUACGCCGUUCAAAUUAAAUCGAAAACAUAAAUAUGUGAAACAAAAAUAAUUUACAAUUAGAAGGUACACGACUUAGUUUCGUUUCUCCAUUUUAGUAGUCCUCAUUUAUUUUUAUUUUUUUCUCUUAAUAGCAUUUUUUUACGGUACUGAUUUAAGAAUUAUAUCUGUAUAUUUUUGAGUAUGCAUUAGCCAAUAAGUUCUUAUAUUUCGAAUUAGACUAGAUUUUUUUAGCUACUAGUAAUAGCUCUCUGUUACGUUUAAGCUACAUUUUUUCUUUCCAUACAUACUCUUAGCGUAUCUCUUAUUACGUAAAUUAAGUUUUUACGUAAAUAUUAGGAAAGACGAUGUACAUUUUUAUUUUCUUUAAAAAUAAUUGUUAUUUUAUUAAUUUUUCUUUUCGAUUCGAAUACGAAUUAUUUUUUUAUUGGUUGAUACGGUUUAAAUUUUAUUAAUUUUUUUUUAAAGAUUAUAUAUUUAACAAGAUAUAUCAUAUUACUCGAACCAUUCUAAGAAUUGUUUUGUCUCAUUUACUUUGUUUCAAGUUGUGAAAAUUUAUUAAAAAAAAAAUUUAUUUUAAGUUGUAGAUGGUUUAUGUAAUGCAAACAGCCCAAAGGGAAGCCUAUGUAAAAACAUUAAUUUCCGGAAUAGCAGAUACUCUAACAACCAAUGUCAACUGCGUCACCAUUCCAUCAUAUACUUUAGAGCAACUCAAUGUUGAUAAUAUUCGCAAUAUUAUAUAAGCUAAUUUUUUUAUAUAAAAAUUGUAUGUCUCAAAUGAAGUUUUUUUAAAUAAAAAUUACAUAAAAAUGGUUAAA